Triticum aestivum (bread wheat) is the source of this 1115-nucleotide messenger RNA. RefSeq names its product multiple organellar RNA editing factor 8, chloroplastic/mitochondrial-like. Lineage: Eukaryota; Viridiplantae; Streptophyta; Magnoliopsida; Poales; Poaceae. Gene Ontology annotation, cellular component: mitochondrion. The coding region runs from base 33 to 713 and encodes 226 amino acids. The transcript is spliced from 4 exons. Gene Ontology annotation, biological process: mitochondrial mRNA modification; cytidine to uridine editing. The record is from RefSeq and is a predicted model, not a curated record.
UCCAACCCAUUUCCCCUCUAGGGUUUUCCACCAUGGCGUCCGCCACGCGCGCGCUCCUCCUCUCCAGGCUCUCGCCCCUCCCCGCCGCCACCUCCCGCUUCCUCCGCCCGCUCGCGGCCGCGGGGAGCCUCCUCCCGGCCGUUCUGGUACCGUCCCCGGCCCCGGCGCCCGGAGCGGCGGCCAGGAGGUUCGCGACGCUGCCUGCAAAUCCGUCCCCGAACCGCAGCAGCCGCUCCCCCACGGAGAUCAGGACCCCCCUCGACGACGGGUGCGACUUCGAGCACUGGCAGAUCCAGAUGGUGGCGCCCCCAGGCGACAAGGCCAACCCCGACGUACCCCGCGACGAGAUCAUCGACGGCUACAUCAAGACCCUCGCUCAGGUCGUCGGAAGUGAAGACGAAGCAAGGAUGAAGAUCUACUCUGUGUCAACUCGGCAUUAUUUUGCUUUUGGAGCCCUAGUAUCCGAGGAAAUCGCCAAAAAACUCAAUGAGUUGCCUAAUGUCCGCUGGAUUCUUCCUGAUUCAUACCCGGAUGUCGAAAAUAAGGUGUACGGAGGAGAACCAUUUAUAGAUGGAAAAGUUGUUCCUUACGACCCCAAAUACCACGAGGACUGGGUGAGAAACAAUGACAUUAUGAAUCGACACGAAGGAUGUAACUGCCACAAGUGGCGUCGCCACUUUGAAAGGAGAAGGGAGAACACACAGGCGUACUAGGGCGAGAUUGCUAGCUCCGCCAAGCAGUGGCGGAGGCACAGGGGGGCCAGCCAGGGCCCGGGCCCUCCCCAACAUCCUAAUUUCCUUGGUAAUAUGCAUAUGAACAGUGACAUAUUUUUACUGUUACCUGCAGCCGGCCCUCCCCAACGUCCAAUUAUAUGCAUUCCUGCCUCCGCCACUGCCGCCAAGUUACCAGUCUCCCCCACAGGUAAUCCAAGCCACCGAGGCAGCGGUAACUACCACGUGCCUACACCUAGAUCUCACGUGCCUGCGCGGGGAGGGGCGGCCAGGGAGGCAUUACCAAUAGAGAACACUGCUAGAAUAGCUUCUCAAGUUAGUGUGAACUUUUAUAUAUGCAUAUGUUAUCUAUCCCUACUGGUCUCCUCAGAACUUUGUUUUUUG